UCACCUCAUCAUGAGGCAUUUAGUAUUGAUAUUUUGUUAUUUUUUCUUAUUAUUCUAUUAUGUUCAUUAAAAACGUUUAAAAGAAAUGGGAAAUGUUGAAUUUACCAGUCAUCUCGAGAAAGAUCAACUGAACAGUCUAUCGUCGGAAAAGUUGGAUUUGAGCAGACGUUUGACUUCUUACCAACUGGAUCAGCAUUUGCGAAAUGAAGUGGUUGAAGAAAAUCCUGGUCUUGUGGAAAUUCCUGCCCGACUAUUUGCUCAUAUUUCUUUUUAUGAAACAUUAAUUGUUUCGUUUCAUUGCAUAACACAGAUUCCUCAAGAACUUCCACUACAAUUGCCUCACCUAAUUCAUCUUAAUUUAAAUUUUAACCGAAUUUCCAGCUUGCCUGAAUCUUUUGGCAUGUUAAUCCACCUUGAAAUACUUGAACUGUCACAUAAUCUGUUAUCAAAACUGCCUAACUCAUUUUCUCUGCUAAAAUCACUUCAAAAGCUUGAUCUUUCUAACAAUAAGUUAAGAGCAUUACGUGAUGAUAUGGAUAAUCUAAAAAAGUUGAAGAAGCUGAACGUGAAUAAUAAUUUUUUGGAACAAAUACCGCUUUCACUUUGUUUAAUCGAUAGUUUAGAAGUUUUGGUGUGUUUAAACAACCGUUUAACUACACCUCAUCAAGAUAUCUGCGAUAAAGGUCUUGCUAGCAUUAGACAAUAUUUUGAAAAGGAACACGCAUUACCUCUACCACGGCAAGAAGAUAUUGUAAAUAUAUUUCCGCGUGUGCGAAAAGGUGAUGCAUUUACUCAUCCAAAUUUGAACACUGCUAUGACGCAAUUAUACAAUGAAACACAGACACAAAGUUUUCAUAUGAAAGUGAAAGUUAAGACACCGCUUCUUCCCCCGACAAUGGCGACCACAUUUCCACCGGAUGAAUUGUCUAACAAGAUUAUUGGUUGUAUCUACGGUGCAGCUAUUGGCAGUGCUCUUGGGUACUUAACUGAUUUCUUAAGCAAGAGUGAAUGUGCAUUUUAUUAUGAUAAAGAACAAUUAAACUACUGUGACAUCAUAAAUGAUAUUCAUAGAAACAAUUUCGAGAAAGGAUGCUGGACACAUUCAUUUGAUCAAAUGAUAUUGAUCUUGGAUUCCAUUCUUUCCUGGGGUGGAGUGGUCGACGAACUUGAUGUCGCACGUAGGUUAGCAUCGUGGAAUAAAAAUGGAUUUGCAGAUUUCGGUGAAAUAAAAGGUCCGGAUUUCAAAGGCUUAUUUGGAAAGAUCUUAAACGAUGCUGAAUAUACAAAAGAUCCUCAUUUUGUAGCAAAAAUGAUAAGUCAUGAAAAGCAGUAUUGUUCAAAUGCCGCAGUAGCACGAACCGCUGUUUUAAGUGUUUCACAUUUUUAUGACUUGGACGAAGUUUGUGCUAACGCGGCGAGAAUAUGUAAAUGUACUCAUGCAGAUCCAAGGUGUAUCGCAAGUUGUGUCGCGGUAAAUACCAUCAUUGCUCUUCUUCUUCAGGGUAAACAUGACUUGAAUGACAAUGAUUCUGUGGAAGCAAUCUUAUUUGAAGCUGCAGAAAGAUCUAAAAGAUAUCUGGAUGAUGGCUCUCAAGUGAGUGAAAUAAAUAAAUACUUGGAAUGCAAGACAUUCGAAAGUGUACAAUGUAAUGAGACAAGAAACAUUGUGUACACGUUGAAACCACUGGGGUCAGCUGCUGUUGGUCUUAGAAAACUCAACGAAACUUUUCAGUCGUGCAUUACCGACUUGAUUUUUGAAGGAGGAAUGGCCAGCUGUAACGCUUCUGUUGUGGGAGCAAUAUUGGGGUGCCACACUGGAUACAAAAUGCUGCCGAAGAAAUGGAUUGAUGGAAUGUCUCAAAAACACAAAGAUUGGUUGAAUAAUAAACUGGAUUGUCUGCUAAACAUAAUGGGUCUACCGUAAUAUUUAACUCAUUAGAGAACUAAUGCCGCUAACAUCUAAUUUCAAGUCAUAUAUGAAGGUAGUUGUGGUAGUCAAAAUUUUGCCACUCGGUUUCAAAAUCGAAAUUGAUUGAAUUCGCCAGUGUUUUCAUGCCCCUGUGCGGCAUUGCUGUCAGCGAGCAGCAUAGAAAACUAACUGAAUGCCUAAAAAUGCACACGCUUGGAAAUUACAAGAUUUAAACGCCUAAACGUUUUUUAAGUGUUUUUAGCGAGAAAAUAAAAUGUCCAAUGCGAUAAUUUUAGU
This is a messenger RNA of Dendronephthya gigantea, 2206 nucleotides long. RefSeq lists its product as uncharacterized. The coding region runs from base 86 to 1924 and encodes 612 amino acids. The transcript has 8 exons. The record is from RefSeq and is a predicted model, not a curated record. Gene Ontology annotation, molecular function: protein binding. Lineage: Eukaryota; Metazoa; Cnidaria; Anthozoa; Malacalcyonacea; Nephtheidae.